AUGCCGUCUUUCUUCGUGCCAGGCCACGGCCUGCCUCCUACCCCUCCUCACGUCAACAGCAGUGGUCGUAUGGACGAACCGUCCUUCUACCCGAUCAACCACUCUGCGUUCCCUCCCCGCUACCAUCAGAGUGGCUGUGAGUUUAUUGAAAAUUACUCCCAGUCUCGGUACACCAAGCCCAACUCGAUGAACCUGCACCACCAGUCGGCGAACAUGAUGCACCCUACUCGGGAGUCCUUGCACGGCAUGGCUCAGCAGCCCAUGUACGGACCGAUGGCAACUCUGCCACCGCUCCGCUCCAGUGUUCAGCUGCCGCCUAUGGACAGUGCCAUUCCCCCGCAGUACCGUCGUCAAGAUAUCGCCCCGAUGCAGCAAGAGCAACCCCGUAAGGAGGAAAAGGCAACCGGAGGUGUUGCCGCCCACCUGGAUUACGAAAUGGAUCGCAUGUCCGACUUCGUGGCGGAAAUGACCCAGGGAAUGUAUGCAUUGUACAACACCAAGAUCACCCUUGCAGAUAUUGACAUCAUGCGAAGCAUCUCCCCAGGAUCUUCGGUACCCCCUCAGUUCCGGAAAUACGUCUACCAGAUUUUGUCCUCGACCCGCCUGCCUAGCUCGACCAUCCUUCUGGGCCUGUACUAUCUGUCUUGCCGCAUGCGCCAACUCUCGUCUCAGCGCGUGUUUCAGACCAGCAGCGGUCAGAUCUACCGCAUGCUCACCGUGGCCUUGCUGCUCGGUAGCAAGUUCCUCGACGACAACACCUUCCAGAACAAGUCCUGGUCGGAAGUGAGCAAUAUCCCCGUGUCCGAACUUAACAAGAUGGAGUUGGAGUGGCUGUUCGCUUUCGAGUGGAAAAUCCACAACCGCAUGUAUGACGAGCAGGAUGGAUUUUCCUCGUGGCGCCGACACUGGGACAGCUGGCGCGCCAAGGCCAAUGCGCGGGCUCACCAAGAGUCUCGCCAGUCUUUGGCGCCCCUCGACACUAAUGUUGUUCGACAACAACAACAACAACACCAACAGACUGUCGCCAAACCCCUCAUGUCCCCCGAAGGCCCCAUUCCUCCUCAAUACCAGCGCGGCGAGAACUCGUGGCUCAACCCGGCCGCAUCUGAGUACUCACCUCCUUCGGCUCCUCACAGCGGGCCCAACACUCCUGACUACUACGCAGCUGGCACCUGGACAUACCCCAACCCACCACCGCCCUACUCGCGGGCCUGGAUUCCGCCCCCGCAGUACCUACCUGCAUCAGUACCUCGGUCACAGCCUCCGUCGUACCACCACACUCCGGCUUACGGUCUGCCCUUCGCACAGAGUGUUUGGACUGGUCACGGCUCCUCUUGUGGCUGUAUGUACUGUGCCAAACACGUCGAGCACUACAUGUGUAACACCGCCUUCCCGGCUCUGCAGCCCAUCAUUGCAGGUUAA
Penicillium longicatenatum is the source of this 1422-nucleotide messenger RNA. RefSeq lists its product as uncharacterized. The record is from RefSeq and is a predicted model, not a curated record. Gene Ontology annotation, molecular function: cyclin-dependent protein serine/threonine kinase regulator activity; protein kinase binding. Bases 1 to 1422 code for a protein of 473 amino acids. The transcript has a single exon. Gene Ontology annotation, biological process: regulation of cyclin-dependent protein serine/threonine kinase activity. Lineage: Eukaryota; Fungi; Ascomycota; Eurotiomycetes; Eurotiales; Aspergillaceae. Gene Ontology annotation, cellular component: nucleus; cyclin-dependent protein kinase holoenzyme complex.